Molecule: messenger RNA, 282 nt
Organism: Triticum turgidum subsp. durum (durum wheat)
Lineage: Eukaryota; Viridiplantae; Streptophyta; Magnoliopsida; Poales; Poaceae
Source: the annotation of a GenBank genome assembly
AUGGCCUCCGGUCAGCAGGAGAGGUCGCAGCUGGACCGCAAGGCCCGCGAGGGCGAGACCGUCGUCCCCGGCGGUACCGGCGGCACCAACCUCCAGGCGCAGGAGAACCUCGCCGAAGGGCGCAGCCGCGGCGGGCAGACGCGCAAGGAGCAGAUGGGGGAGGAGGGGUACCGCGAGAUGGGGCGCAAGGGCGGGCUGAGCACCAACGACGAGUCCGGCGGCGAGCGCGCCGCCAGGGAGGGCAUCGACAUCGACGAGUCCAAGUUCAAGACCAAGUCCUAG